ACUUUCUGCCCUUAAAAUCCCUCUUCUCUAAGCUUCCUCUGUUUCUCUCUCUGCAAAUACUCUGCUUUUGUGUUCCGUUGUUUCAAAUUGAACUCUCUCUGAGCCUUUUCUUUGCUAAAACAAUAACAAAGGGAGAUGGGUGCUCUUGAUUUUCUCUCAGAUUACUUUUCAGUUUCCACCCCAAAGAAGAAACGCAAGGCAAUGCAGACAGUUGAAAUCAAGGUGAAAAUGGACUGCGAUGGCUGUGAAAGAAGAGUCAAGAACUCUGUUUCCGGCAUGAAAGGAGUGAAGCAAGUGGAGGUGAACAGAAAGCAAAGCAAGGUAACAGUCACAGGAUAUGUGGAUCCAAACAAGGUGUUAAAGAAAGUGAAGAGCACAGGGAAGAGGGCAGAGUUUUGGCCAUACAUACCCUAUAACUUAGUGGCAUAUCCUUAUGUGGCUCAGGCUUAUGACAAGAAGGCUCCUUCUGGGUAUGUCAGGAACACAGUUCAAGCACUUCCUAGCCCUCAUGCUCCUGAUGAAAAGCUCACUUCUUUCUUCAGUGAUGAAAACCCUAAUGGUUGUUCUGUUAUGUGAAAACCACUCAGUAAUUAUUAACUAUGUGUGUUUUUGUUUAUUCAAUUUGUUGUUUUCUGCUUCUUGUAAUGUAAGAUUUUGCCUCUGUUUUUUGUGUUUUGUAGAGAUGUUAAAGUUUCUUGUUUUGGUGUAGGAUCUUUUGUAUGAGUUGAGAAUUAUAGUCAUAUCACUUCUUAGUU
This is a messenger RNA of Neltuma alba, 755 nucleotides long. RefSeq names its product heavy metal-associated isoprenylated plant protein 20-like. The coding region runs from base 136 to 576 and encodes 146 amino acids. Gene Ontology annotation, molecular function: metal ion binding. Lineage: Eukaryota; Viridiplantae; Streptophyta; Magnoliopsida; Fabales; Fabaceae. The transcript has 3 exons. The record is from RefSeq and is a predicted model, not a curated record.